Molecule: messenger RNA, 4162 nt
Organism: Polychytrium aggregatum
Lineage: Eukaryota; Fungi; Chytridiomycota; Chytridiomycetes; Polychytriales
Exons: 13
Coding region: 251-4162 (1303 amino acids)
Biological process (GO): regulation of microtubule cytoskeleton organization; cilium assembly
Cellular component (GO): centrosome
Molecular function (GO): gamma-tubulin binding
Source: RefSeq, a predicted model, not a curated record
AUUCGCGGCCAGGGCACCGGGGCUGGAGUUGUAUGCAUCUCGGCGGAUCUCGCACGAUUGCCGUUGGCGCCACAGAAACCGACCCACCGAAUGUCCCAGGGAUCAGCGCCCUGGUUUCGUUCUGCAUCCAUCACAUUCGCCGCACCCUCCAUCGCAGAAUCGAUCGAUCUGGAUAUAUCUGCUGAUCGCCCGGUGCCGAUCCGCCCCCUGCCCAGUCUCGCCGAAUCACUUGCCAGCACAUCGCUUCCCCAUGACGUCGUCGACCAAAACAUCUACACCCUCGACAGGUCGAUCUUCCAACCUCACCCAGGACGUGUCGGAUUAUGUCCGCUUCCUCCUCGACGGAUCUGGCGCCGAGUCUGACGUCAACUACGCCGCCCUCCGGAGCCACCUCUAUCAAGUCAAUCCGUCCCUCUCCAACAUCCUGGACUCGCCGAGCGUCAACACCACGCACUCGCGCAUCCUCUCGAGCCAAUACGACCGCACCCGCAGCUCUACCGUCGAGAAGGUGCUGCUGGACCCGACGCUGCUGGACCAGAGCCCCUUUGACUAUUACCGUCGCGAGCCGCUUACCCGAGACCGGCCUGGCCAAGAGCCGUAUCGCCUGUUCGACCUGGACUUGGAUCGCGACCGGAGUCGAGACCGGAGUCGAGACCGGGAACAAGACCAGGACCAGGUUCGAGAUCGAGACCGAGAUCUGAUCCAGAUGCAGCGACAAGCCCAGGCGCUCAACCCCGAGCAAGGCCGGGAGCAGAGUCCAGAGCAAGAGCCGAGCGCGGACCAAGGUCGCCAUCCACAUUCCGAGCCAGAUCCAGAGGAUGAGCACGAGCACAAGCAGGAUCAAGAGCGAGAUCGAUAUCAGCGUCGGGCGCAAGAAUCGCUGCGGUAUCAGUCGCCGUCGCCGUCGCCGUCUCAGCUUGGCCAAGAUCAGGCCCGAGAGCACGAGCAGGAUCAGGGCCAUCUUGGCCUCGGACACCCCGCAAUCAGUCGUGCUGGAUCGAGACUCGAAGCCAGCGAAAUCCCCCGCAUCUCCGUGAACAAUGACCUCAUGCCGACGUCGGCCGUUCCCGCCGGCUCGAAUUAUUCUGCCGCCCUGCAGAUCGAUCCCGGCCACGAGCGUCCCAGAGCACAGUACAGAUCCGAUUCUCAACUCCACCAACCACUGCAGCACGACGCACUUCCGCCGUCUGUCCGGUCGACAUUCUUCGAGUCCUUCCCAAGCCCGCGAACACAAGAAACAGGUUCGCUGCCGCCGGCAUUCGCAGGCGGCUUUCCACUCCGAGAUCACCAAAACCCACUCGCCACUAGCGGUGCAUUGCGCACCAUCGGCACCGAUCCAGGACCCAAUCCGCAGCCCCGACUCAUUUCUCGAGCAUCGUCGCCCGGCAGCCUGAAUCCCUCCUGGGCCGGGUCGCAGCUCUAUUCGUCGGCGCGAGCUCCUUCCCAGCGACCUGCGCGGGAAAGUGAGCCUGGCCAACGGGCGCCGCAGUCCUUCGGCGAGAGGGGAUCAAGCUCUGCAACCCUUGGGGUGCCAAUGUCUCCACAGCAGCUGCCACAGCAAGUGCAACCACAACAGCCGCAACUCAGAGGCAAAAGCGAGAGCGUCUUUGAUUCAUCCACCAAGACUGUAGCAUCAGAGCUGAAGUUGCCAGGAAGUCAGUUUGCUGUCUCAUCGAACGAGCCCGGUGAGCUGGCUUAUCGCAGACCUGAUGUCGGCACCGGAUCACAGCUGAGACGCUCCAGAACCGAUUCUGCCGCUGGAUUGCAGUUCAGACGCUCGCUCCAGAGUAACCAGGGAGCCGACCGCAGACCGACUGGCCCGGAUGCUUCACCGCAGCGCCCUACAAGCCAAGACAAGUACUACAUGGCUGACGAAAGCCUGGUCCGGAGUCGCGACGAUCUCGGUCGAUCCAGUGGCGGCUCUUCGGUCCAGCGGUACGGAAGGGCUGGACCGGACGGAGAUGCUGCGACGGAGCCACCUUUGGAUCAGCCUGCUCGCGGCUUUUUGGAGAAGAAGCUGUCGAAGCCUGGAAGCUUUGUCGCCCCAUCGAGGCUGGCAGAGCAGCCACGAAUGUCACAGGCGUCUGAAGAAUCGCCUCGGCUGCAGAUUCCAUCGGAUACUGAGCGAUUUGCUGCUCCGCUCUCCAACUCGCGGCUCCAACCAGCGCCCAAGGAUACCUUGUUCCGCUACUCGGCUGGACCAGAUCCGCUGCGACAAGCGAGCCAUAGCGCUACGACUGCGUCCGAUACGGAUCGCAUGCCUGUGGAUACACCACAGACCAAGUUUGUACCGGGCUGGCAACACGAGAUCAACGUUUCGCCCAUCAUGUCGGAGAAAGCAAAGACCGAUAUUGAUGCAAAUCUACUCACCUUCAUCUCCAAGCGGCUCACUCAAGCCGGGUUUUCGCCCCUCCAUCACUCGCUACUUCUCGCACCCAUCAGCGACUACUCCUCUGGCUCGCUGACAGAGCGCCAGGCUAUUGCUCUGCAAAACGCCUUCAUCCCUCUGAUCGAGGGCUACGAGCACCGGGGCGGCAAGCUGCAACGUCUCUACGACCAACUCGCGCAGCUCCAGGACCAGAAUGAUCAACUCCAGGUCCAACUUCAACAGCAAGACAAGAAAUCCAAGUCCCUGGGCGAGAAGGAUUUGGAUCUGAUCGAAACGCUGCGGGUCUCGCUCGAAAAGAGCAACACUCGCGCGAGCCUACUGGAAGCGGAGCCGGACGAGCUCAGGCGACAAAACAGCAAACUCCGGGCCGCCAAUGCCAAGCUUGAAGCGGAACUUGAAAGCCGAGAGCGAGAGCUGGACCAGGCUCGUCUCAAUCUGCACGAGUUUGUGGAAAAGACUGAGCGAACGCAACGGCGUAACGAGCAGACGUUCCAGACCAUUGUCAAGCAGUUUACCCGCAGUCCGCAUCACAGCGGUCUCGACCGAGUGACACUGGAGGUCAUCGAUGUGUACGAGCGUAAGGUUGCUGAUCUGUCGAAGGAAAUCGAUCGCCUCAAAUAUAAGCGACCAAGCCAUCUGUCUCCCGAAGAAUCGGAUGACUCGGAGGACAGAGUGCCAAUCGCUUCAAAGUCAAAGCCAGGGCCCUCCAAGGUGUCCAAGCUGGUCGAUCUGGAGGACGAACUUGGACAACACAAGCGACAUAAACAGUCCCAGCUGCGCGGGCAGACAAGCAAGUCUGCCCACGAUCUCUUGGCUGCCCAAGUCGAUAGUCUCCAAACUCAACUGGCGACCAUGACCCUGGCAUACAACCAGUCGCAGGAAGAGCUGGAGUUGCUCAAGCUCAAGCAACUCGAAAGCAAGAUGCCGAGUUGGCAGCGCCAGGCCGUGUCCAGCCAGGGCAAGUCCAGCGGUGCAGAUCUCCGAAAGAUGACUCGCGAGCUCAUCAUGAAGGAUAAGCAGUCAUACAGACUCAAGCUCUUCAAGAUCGACUCAAUGACUCUCCAGGAGUGCCGAGAGCUCCUCAAGCAAAUCUGUGUGAAGCUCGAAGUGAGCGACGCUGACGAGCUCAUGCCCGGCAUCGACAAGAUCGAAGCGACCAUCCGGUUACUGCCCCAAAUGCAGCAGUUUGUUCGAGAGAUCGACUCGAUCGUAUGGUCUCCCGAGAAGCGACUCGGUUUACUCUACCCCCAACAAGGCCGACCCCGCGCACCCGAUGCUGCUGACGACGGAACCGAGUACUCGGCUCAUAGAAGCAGAUUGCAUAAGCUCUCUGAGACCUUGGUGAUGAUCCAGGCCUGGGCUGCAGGCACGAUUGAGCUCGAAGACAAGCGGCGAUUCUACAAACAGGUCCACGACCGCCUCAAGGUUCCUCUGGAAGACGGCAGCAGCCAGGAAUGUCUGCGGGUCAUUGAUCAGUUCUUUGAAUCAACUCUACGGACAGCCAUGAACGCUGAGGUCUCGGAGCAUGCAGCACGCAUGGUCAAUCACUUCCGCGACCUGUUCGAAGUCGCCUCGGGCGAGCUGGUGUUCUCCAAGAUGAACGAGGUCUACAUCUUCUACAACGAAGCCAAAACAGAAGGGCGGAUCCUCACGGCUUCUGUGCUGCUCUGGACCAGGCAUUACAAGGCUCCGAACUGCCCUGGCGAUGGGCGCAGAUGCACCGACGGUGCGAGUGUUCAACGAGGCUUGCGAUGCCAUCGAGACCUUCCAUGA